Messenger RNA from Saccostrea cuccullata (small rock oyster), 1280 nucleotides. RefSeq lists its product as uncharacterized. Lineage: Eukaryota; Metazoa; Mollusca; Bivalvia; Ostreida; Ostreidae. The coding region runs from base 27 to 1280 and encodes 417 amino acids. The record is from RefSeq and is a predicted model, not a curated record. The transcript has 2 exons. Gene Ontology annotation, molecular function: zinc ion binding.
CAUACUCACUUCCGGUUUACAGAAAAAUGGCAUCAACUCCGCUGAACGAUUUCGAUUCCUGGCAAGUACCUGAUCUAAAGCAUUUUCUAUCAACGAAGGGAAUUACAUGUUCCAUCUAUCUGAAGAGACAUCUUAUUAAAUUAUGUAAAUUGGCGGUAGAAAUCAAUUUAGAAGAUCUAGACGUAAACAAUAAUGACUUUGGUGCUUUCGACGUGCAACGCCGAACAGUAAAUAAAGUUGUGUUACCACACAUUAAGGAUAUUUCUGUCGAUAAAUGGUCAUCAGAUUUGAAAACAUUACCUGACAUAGAGAUAGGAGAUGUUAUGGUGUGGCUUCUCCGUGUAGGAUGGGACCCCCCACGUUUGAAAAUGUAUAAACAGGACAAUGGCUACAAACUGUAUACCAGUUCACAUGUUGACAAUGUCAAACUUCAUUAUUUUGAAAAUGUAGCAUGCUUCUAUAUUAAGUGUCAGACAGUCCCAGAAACCAGGCAACAGGCAGCACCCUACCAGACAUGGAUUCUCGUCAAUGAGGGUGGACAAGUACAGUCAGGUGGAUGCUCGUGUGUUGCAAAUGAUGGUUCGUGCAAACACUGUACAGCACUUCUUUUUUCCCUUUGUUCAUUCAAUGAAAGACACAAAGACAGACACACACUAGUCGGAACUGAUGUCUUAUGCUCAUGGGAUAAACCACGCUCUGCAUCACGACCUGAAAAAAUUCAGAAUGUACAGGUUCACAACUCCAAUUCGACAGCUGAAAAUGAUCAACACGGCCCUUGUCAUACUGUAUACAACCCUUGUAAAGGUCUUCAGAAUGAACGUGAGAUUGAAAAAAAAUUAUUUGAUAUGUGCAAGGACUCUAAUUCACUUUUACUAGAAACACUUGACCCACCAUCUGAUUAUGAAGAUACUAGUGAGGAUAUUCCAGGAUUACAUGAAGUAAUCAAAGAGGCAAGUCUAAAGAAUAUUUCUGUAACUUCACAUUUACAAGCUGUAUUUAAUCCAGAAACCAUCUUGAGAAUAGCAGAUAUAACCAAGGAUCAGAGUACAGGUAUAUGUGAUGAAUGGAAAAGACACAGACAUGGACGUAUAACUGCAUCUGUUUUCUCAAAAGUGUUGCAUUUUCGAGGAUCAAAAUCUUAUGAAAAUUACAUUGUACGAGAAAUAAUGCAACUGGGGAGUCAAAUGUUCCAGCAAUUGCAUAUGGAAGAGAGAAUGAAGCUGUGGCUAGACAGUUGUACUUUGAUGAAUACAAGAAAGGACAUAAGUGUGCAAAAUUGA